AAGCUUUCACACUUCUGAAGAAGAUUACUGUGGCAGGUGCCAGGUGGCUGGUUACCACAAGUUGUAAAACAAAAGCAAAGAUGAGACCGUUAAAACGUCGGAUUUCCAAAGUGAUUGAUCUCCAGUCUACUUCCACCCCAGCAAGGACUGGUGCCAUCCCUCCUUCGAUGGUAGAUCUGGCAGAUCUUACCCCGGUGAACAAAUUUUCCAGAGGACUUUUUGGUCAACGAAUUCAGUCACCAGGAAGCAACAGGUCUCAAUCAAAUGGGUCUCUAACAAAUACCAAGCAAUCAAAGACUCCUCCUUCUGCCGCUAAUCGCUCCAAGACUCCACCCACUGUCACCAAUUCCUCCAAGACUGCACCUCCUGUCACCAAUCACUCCAAGACUGCACCUCCUGCCGCCAAUCUCUCCAAGUCUCCACCUUCUGACAAUCGCUCCAAGUCUCCGCCUCCUGCUAAUCAUGUCAAGUCUCCAUCUCCUGCAAAUCGCGCCAGAACUCCCACUGCUGCAGUGGUGAAAAAAAGACGUACUACUAAGUCACCCCAAAAAAAGCAGCUUGCGGCGGCUAAAGCAGGCAGAGCCACUCCAAACCCAGACAAGAACGUUACAAAACCUGAUAAGACGGCCCCUGAUGAAAGUUUGAGGAAGAAGAAGCGUUUCCGACCUGGAACUGUUGCUCUGAGGGAAAUACGGCAUUUCCAGAAAACCUCAGAUCUGCUUAUUCCUCGCGCUCCCUUCGGCAGACUAGUUGGAGAAGUGCUCUGUGAUCUUGGCUGUUACAACUACAGAAUCCAGAAGCUGGCUUUAGAAGCACUCCAGGAAGCAACUGAAGGCUACUUGGUCCAUCUGCUGGAAAUGACGAACUUGAUAGCCCUGCACAACCGCCGGGUCACGAUUAUGCCUAAAGACAUGCGCCUUGUCAGGAGAAUCAGAGGCGACUUCUUGUAAGGAGCUAUCGAGCUUAUUUAACUGUAUUCGAUGAAACAUAUGCGUAAGAGAUUUUCUUUAAUAGCAUUCCAGUUUGCUGUGUGCCUACCCUGGAGGUAUUAGGCAUUGACCAGCAGUUCUGCAUGAUAGAGUUCUAGUUUCAUUAUUUAAAUGCAAUGGUGUACGUAGCUCCAAAUAACUAGUAAAAUAAUUCUAAUACCCAGAUUAGUUUUGCUCGACUCAUCUCUUCCAAGGUAUUUUUUUUUUUUGCUGUUAGCUAUCUUCUAACAAAUUUCAGUUAAAAAUUUUAGAGUUUAUCGCGACCGCAAAGUAUUGAAGGAUUACAUUUCUUUGAUGUGAAACAGAUGUAACUGAUCAUAGGCUUCAAAAUACUGUUCUCUGAAACUCUGCUAAACGAGCUUUUUCGCUGGAUCGUGUAUUAGAAGCAAGAGCGCCUUAAAUACUAAUAUUUUUUUAACUACAUGGAUUUGCAUUAUGUAACGAGUGGUACAAUGUAACGAGCUGAAGUGCAAUUAUGUACUCAGUUGACCUCUGAGUUUUAGACUAAAACUGAUCUGUAUGACUCCAUUCAUUGGAGGACUUUUUCCGUAGAUUUAAGUUGAGGGACCUGAUUAAGUUACCGUUUGAUGUAUUAAUGUCUCUUCAGCUUUGCUGUUGGGACCACGUAGUAGAACUUCUGUGUCCCGUGAAGAGACACGAAUAAUAAUGAAAUCUGACUUUUAGAGUAAUAAAAUGCUUCGUAGGAAAAUUUUUUUAUUGUUUCUUUAUAAACUCUUAAAGAUCACAGUGGUUCGCAAAGCAUGACUAACAGUUCAGCACCACAUAUACACACACACACACACACGUGUCUCUAGGUGUUGUCCUAAGGUAUACUCUAGUUGCCUUUAAUUUUAUUGAGAUAUACUCUAGUUGCCUUCAAUUUUAUUGAUAAUAUCGUAUGGUUAGAUUGAUAUGGAAGACACUUAAUGAAAACUUGGCAAUGCAGAACUUUUCAACUUCGGAACAAUAAAAAUUACUCUAAUCUACUUCCCGUUUAGUUAAUCAGAAAGUUACUUGCGGCAAGCAGCGUUACAUCUCCGCACGAGACGACUCAUUAAUUAUUCUCUUAAGAAUGCGAGUACGAACAUCGCAGAUAAUGUUGUGAGCAGAGUCGUCCAGAAUUAGAAGAACAAUAAGCCUAGAGUAAGUAAAGUAAUCAAUACAGAUUUGGAUAAUCGUUAAUAAGGAUUUCAACACACGAGUAAUAGAAGCUACAAAAAUAAGCAAAAGCCUAAACGUAUCACUAGGUUGCAGGGUAAACGUCAGAGAGAAGCUUGCAGGGACACAAAGUUCGUCGGGAAACCAUAUGUUGAUCUACCAAGUGUUUUUUAGUUGUUAAUCCUGAAUGCUUUGCUUGAAGGAUCAUUUAAGAUAUUCAUGGGAUCAAACUCGUCUAUAUGUCAGUAUAUAAAAACGACUAAUAAAACUGCAGGACAUCUGGAAUAAUUA
Messenger RNA from Hyalella azteca, 2438 nucleotides. RefSeq lists its product as uncharacterized. The transcript is spliced from 6 exons. The record is from RefSeq and is a predicted model, not a curated record. Lineage: Eukaryota; Metazoa; Arthropoda; Malacostraca; Amphipoda; Hyalellidae. The coding region runs from base 81 to 950 and encodes 289 amino acids. Gene Ontology annotation, molecular function: DNA binding; structural constituent of chromatin; protein heterodimerization activity. Gene Ontology annotation, cellular component: nucleosome.